AUGGCUUCUAUUACAAUUGGUGAGUAUUUGCUUAAACGGUUGAAAGAGUUGAAUAUCGAGACAAUAUUUGGUGUUCCUGGCGAUUACAAUUUACCAUUGUUGGAUCUCAUUGAAGAAGACAAGGAUAUUACCUGGGGCAAUAAUACAAAUGAAUUGAAUGCAGCUUAUGCUGCGGAUGGCUAUGCUCGCAUUCGUGGUGCAGGUGCACUUGUUACAACAUUUGGAGUGGGUGAACUCUCGGCUAUCAAUGGUGUUGCUGGUUCUUUUUCAGAAAUGUUGCCUGUUAUCCAUGUUGUUGGCACGCCCAUCACUUCUUCUCAACUUCACAAAACACUUUUGCAUCAUUCACUUGGAAAUGGUGACUUUAAAGUCUUCGCUAAAAUGUCCAGCAUGAUUACUGUUGCUUCUGCUUGUCUUACGCAUGAAAAAGCACUCGAACAAAUCGACUAUGUCAUUCGUACAUCGUUUGUUCGUAAACAACCUGGUUACAUUGCUAUUCCUUUGGAUUUGAUGAAGAAGCAAGUCGAGCUGUCUGAACCAUUUAUGGAUGCUCUUCAACUUGCACCUCCUACAAGUCCUCCAGAAAUUAUGCAAAUUGCGUUGGAGAAAAUUCUUGAGUUAGUGAAAAACGCUACUUAUCCUGCUAUUGUGGUAGACGGUUGUAUCCUUCGACACCACCUUCAGAAAGAAGCCAAUGCAUUUGUAAUCAAGUCUGGUUUUCUUACUUUUGCUGCGCCUAUGGGAAAGGGAGCCAUUGAUGAAUCGUUGCCUAACUUUCGUGGUUGUUACAGUGGUAAUGUCUCUUUAGAAAGUAUCAAAAGAGAGAUUGAACAAGCUGAUUUAUUGAUUGAACUGGGCUCCAUCAAGUCUGACUUUAAUACAGGUAAUUUCUCUUAUGGUCUUGAGAAAGCAAAAACGAUUGCUUUGCAUAGCUUCGGUACCACUGUUUACUAUGCUGAGUAUCCUGGUGUAAGCAUGAUGGAUCUUUUACCUCUCUUGACAAGUCGUUUACCUGAAAAGUCAUGCCAGCUCAGUUUUGGCCCUCGAGGCGUCGUUUUGCCUAUAGAUGAUAGUAUGCAAGAAAUCACGCAUAAUUAUCUUUGGAACAAGGUGUCCGAGUACAUUGAACCCAACAGCAUUGUGCUUGGAGAGACAGGUACGGCUGAAUUUGGCUUGUUCAAUAUGAAAUCCACUCCCAACACUACCUAUAUCAGCCAAGUUCUUUGGGGAUCGAUUGGCUAUACUGUUGGUGCUUGUCUGGGCAGUGCUAUGGCUAACCGCGACCGUCGUGUUUAUCUGUUUGUAGGAGAUGGGUCUUUUCAAGUGACUGGACAAGAAGUUUCUGUCAUGAUGCGACAUGGGUUAGCACCUGUUAUUAUCUUGUUAAAUAAUGAUGGUUAUCUUAUCGAAAAACUUAUCCAUGGCAUGCAUUGUGACUACAAUAACUUUUUCAUGUGGGAAUACACCAAGGCAUUGGACUAUUUUGGCGCUAAUCUUGAAAACAACAAGGCCAAAUUUAAAUAUGCCUCUCCUUUGGGCCUGACAGUUAAAGUUAAAACACGCAAGGCAUUUGAAGAAGCCAUGCAGACAGUCAAAAAACAGCGAGACAAAAUUCAUUUUGUGGAAGUGAUUUUACCUCAAUUUGAUGCUCCUCAUGAAUUAAUUCUUCAAGUUGAAAGCUCUGAAAACCAUUAA
This is a messenger RNA of Gilbertella persicaria, 1695 nucleotides long. Its product is annotated as pyruvate decarboxylase PdcB. Lineage: Eukaryota; Fungi; Mucoromycota; Mucoromycetes; Mucorales; Choanephoraceae. The coding region runs from base 1 to 1695 and encodes 564 amino acids. The transcript has 2 exons. The record is from RefSeq and is a predicted model, not a curated record. Gene Ontology annotation, molecular function: thiamine pyrophosphate binding; magnesium ion binding; carboxy-lyase activity.